AAGUUAGCUGUCAACCCGUCAACUACAGUUGUGCUGCAGUCACCGUAGCAACACCGUAUAAAAGCUGAGUCUUGAAGGGGAUCUAGGGUAGCACAUGGCAGCAGAAGAAGCCCGAGUGGUCACCCGGUCUCCGGCCUGUCUGUGUGUCCUCUGCGGGCUUCCUGCUGCUGGGAAGUCCACGCUGGCCCGCAAAGUCCUCCUCACUGCAGCACUACACGGAUGGAGAGCCACUGUUGUGCCGUAUGAUGACCUGAUCCCCGAACAUGCUUUUCAGACCAGAGUGGAGGAGGAUGGUGUCAAACUGCAACAAGUAGUAAACACACACACUGAAUGGAAAUCACACAGACAAGCAGUGUUGCAGUGCAUUGAGCAGUUCUUGGAGAAACCUCAACUUUUGGCCGAGCUGCCGGUCGGCUCUCAGAUCGACAGUGCUGCAUGGCAACAAUGCAUUCGAGCGCUCCUGCAGCCUGAAGCUUUGGACCACUCCCAGGCUGAACGGGCACCCCUUCUCUUUUUACUCGAUGACAAUUUCUACUAUCCAAGCAUGAGAUAUGAAGUCUACCAACUUGCAAGAAAGUAUUCACUGGGUUUCUGCCAGGUUUACCUGCAGUGUGAUUUGGAGUCUUGUAUCAGCAGAAACCAGAGCAGGUCUAAACCCAUACCCACUGAGGUAAUGUUGGAGAUGGUGAAGCGUUUGGAGUCUCCAAAUCCACAGAAGAACUCAUGGGAGACAAACAGCAUUUCACUCAACACCACAGACAAUUUGUCCAAAUGUGACAUCCAGAAGGUGAUGGAGUUGAUCUCCUCUGCACUGAGCAACCCGCUGAGCCCGGCUGAGGACAACACAGAACAAAAAGAGGCGGACCGCCUGAAAUGCGCCACUAAUGUGGUUCACCAGACUGACCAGGCCUGUCGACGCCAUAUAUCUGAAGCCAUGAAGACUGCAAGAGAAAAUCAAGUAGCCCCUAAGCACAUGAAGUCUCUGGCUGCUCAGCUGAAUGAAUCCAAGGCAACAUUUCUUCACAGCCUCCGGAGACAGUUGCUCCAGGAAGCGUCUUUUGCUCAAGAAGAGGACAUGGAUGUGGAACGUGUGGUGAAAAGAGCAGUGGACGUUUUUGAUCACGAGAAAAGGGAAAUUCUGUUGAGAAUCAUGAAUGAAAAUAGCUGACUUGAAUAUUCUCUUGAAUUUUAAUAGACAGAUUUAAUUGCAAUCAAAAAAGUCAGAAGUGGGCGCCCGGAUAGCUCAGUUAGUAGAGUUGGCACUCAUAUAUAGAAGUUUACUCCUCAACGUAGAGGAUUCAACUCUGACCUGCGGUGCUUUGCUGCAGGUCAUUCUUCCCUCUCUCUCCCCUUUCAUGUCUUCAUCUGUCCUGUCAAAUAAAGGCCUCAAAAUGCCCAAAGAAAAUAAUCUUUAAAAAGUCACCAGUGAAUACAUGACAUAUUUAAUUAAAUGUAAAUAAAUUGUACUUUUGGUGGUUUGCUGGUGAAACAUGGAAAUGUAUGCAGCCUUUUUAUGAUAUCUUAUAAAUAAAAGCUUAAAUAUAUUUUUAAUCACCAAACCUUACCAACUCAUUUUAAACCUAAGAUGCAGUGAUACACUUGUCAUCUACACGGUAUAUGCCAAUCUGGUGUACGUACACAAAAGAGAUGAGAGUCCAUUUAUCUCAAAUUUUUACUUUCUGUCCAUAAUAAGAUAAUUACAUACAAACAAGUAUUUUCUUAAGACCCGUGAUUCACACAAAUCCAACGGUAUUAAUUUAAAUAAAAAGUAACAUUACAUCUUGAACCACAGGGAUCUACAAUGUAUUAACACCUGCUACUAUACACAUAACAGUGCUACAAUGAAAUUAGAUUUUGCACUAAAAAGUGGUACCACAAAACUACUCAGGACAGAUUAUAUAGAGUUGUUCCAUGGGUAUAAAUUAGU
This is a messenger RNA of Etheostoma cragini (Arkansas darter), 1927 nucleotides long. RefSeq names its product L-seryl-tRNA(Sec) kinase (gene pstk). NCBI's taxonomy places the organism in Eukaryota, Metazoa, Chordata, Actinopteri, Perciformes, Percidae. Gene Ontology annotation, molecular function: kinase activity; tRNA binding. The record is from RefSeq and is a predicted model, not a curated record. Bases 95 to 1168 code for a protein of 357 amino acids. The transcript has 6 exons.